Molecule: messenger RNA, 1710 nt
Organism: Solanum dulcamara
Lineage: Eukaryota; Viridiplantae; Streptophyta; Magnoliopsida; Solanales; Solanaceae
Product: probable carboxylesterase 11
Exons: 2
Coding region: 220-1428 (402 amino acids)
Molecular function (GO): hydrolase activity
Source: RefSeq, a predicted model, not a curated record
UAGUGAUUCAUGGCUGACGCCCACACGUUAGAACAACUACUCCAUCAAUGGAAUCUUCCAUUUCUUUCUUUCUCAACUAAAUUCCUCUCCGGCGGUGGAACGCUUCUAAUAAUCUUCAACGCCUUUCCUUAAUUCUUACAUAAAUAAAUAAAUCAAUCCCCUUUGUACUACUGCUGAAAGCUUCUUCUUGUUCUUCUUCUUCUUCUCAUCGGAGGAGAUAUGCCGAGCUUAAUUGUCAAAGUUUAUAGCUUACUCUUCAAGUACAACCUUAAUCGCCGAUUACAAACUCUAAUCCAACCCCCAAUUUCACACCCUUUUAACGGUGUCGUUUCACGCGCCGAUGAAUCCAUUAUCACUUCUAACCCUAGUUUCUCUAACGAUGGAGUUGCAACCAAGGACCUUCAUAUUGAUCCUUGUACUUCUCUCUCCCUCAGAAUCUUCCUCCCUCAAUCUGCACUCAUUUCGUCGAGAAAUUCGGAUUCCGGUGAAGGGGUUUAUGGGGGUUAUGUACCCGAUAAUAAAAAUGGAAAAUUUUGCAAGAAAUUGCCGGUGAUUUUACAGUUUCAUGGUGGUGCUUGGGUGACUGGGGGUAAUGAUACAGUUUCUAAUGAUAGUUUUUGUACGAAAUUGGCGAAAUCUUGUGAUGCUAUAGUCAUUGCUGUUGGGUAUAGGUUGGCACCCGAGAGUCGGUUUCCCGCUGCGUUUGAAGAUGGGGUUGCGGCGAUUAAGUGGUUAGGGAAGCAAGCUAACUUGGCGGAAUGUAGUAGAUCGAGUUUGGAUAAGAGGAUUGUUAAUGGAGGGAAGCAUAGGGGAAGGCAAAUUGUGGAUGGAUUUGGGGCUUCUAUGGUUGAGCCUUGGUUAGCAGCUCAUCUAGACCCUUCAAGGUGUGUCCUCCUUGGAGUAAGCUGUGGAGCCAACAUCGUGAAUUAUGUUGCACGAUAUGCUGUUGAGGCAGGGAAACUUUUGGAUCCUAUAACAGUUGUGGCUCAAAUUCUAAUGUACCCUUUCUUUAUCGGCAAUAUUCCUACACAUUCAGAGAUUAAACUGGCAAACUCUUACAUCUAUGAUAAAGCUACAUGCAUUCUUGCUUGGAAACUUUUCCUCCCGGAAACAGAUUUUAAUCUGGACCAUCUAGCGGCAAAUCCCCUUAUACCAGGAAAAGAGACACCCUUGGACUUAAAGCAUAUGCCGCCAACACUUACAGUGGUUGCACAGUAUGAUUGGAUGCGAGACAGAGCUAUUGCUUAUUCAGAGGAACUUCGAAGAGUGAAUGUUGAUGCCCCUCUUCUUGAUUACAAGGAUGCUGUGCAUGACUUUGCUACCCUUAGCGUCCUUCAGAAAACGCCUAAAGCUCAAGCUUGCUUAGAGGACAUCUCAAUAUGGGUCAAAAAAUAUAUAUCCCUCAGAGGCAAUGAAUUUUCAUAUUGAGUUCAGAAAAGAAUCAGAAUGGAGAUGACACAGGUUCCUGCUCUAAGGCUGUCUGCCAACCUCCUUUCAUUACAUAUGUAGUUGCAAAAUGAGAAUUUUGUUUCGAAUUUUUGUCCAUUUUAGAAGUUUAAGGGGUAAAUCGUUUCAUUUAUUAGUUCAUGAUCAUUCUUUUAUAUACCGGUUUGUAGAUUGUAGUGAUGUACAUAGCUUAAGACUUCAGAGGAAACACUGAAAAUUAAUGUAAAUUUGCUCUUUAAUGUAAUGUGUUCCCCUUUACGGUUU